Molecule: messenger RNA, 297 nt
Organism: Homalodisca vitripennis (glassy-winged sharpshooter)
Lineage: Eukaryota; Metazoa; Arthropoda; Insecta; Hemiptera; Cicadellidae
Product: putative gustatory receptor 2a
Exons: 3
Coding region: 5-223 (72 amino acids)
Biological process (GO): sensory perception of taste
Cellular component (GO): neuronal cell body; membrane; dendrite
Source: RefSeq, a predicted model, not a curated record
CGAAAUGAGGCUGGUGAUUUGUCAGUCGGUAAACAAAGAUCUGAAACCAAGCUUAAGGAAACAGCUGGAAGUGUUUCUGCUGCAGUUAAUUCAUCACAACACAAAAUUUUCCGCUCGCGGGUUUUUCCAGAUCCACAACGAGACCCUCACAUCGAUGGCUGGAGCGGUGACAACUUACCUGGUGAUACUGAUCCAGUUCCAGACAGAGCGACAAACUACCUAGACUAGGGAAACGGUUUUCUGGUAUUAAGCUUUGUACAAGAUGUUACACAGAGUCACUUAUAUUACAUAUUCUAC